Messenger RNA from Trematomus bernacchii (emerald rockcod), 2825 nucleotides. RefSeq names its product peroxisome proliferator-activated receptor gamma, coactivator 1 beta (gene ppargc1b). Gene Ontology annotation, cellular component: nucleus. The coding region runs from base 1 to 2688 and encodes 895 amino acids. Gene Ontology annotation, biological process: positive regulation of transcription by RNA polymerase II. The transcript has 13 exons. Gene Ontology annotation, molecular function: nucleic acid binding; transcription factor binding. NCBI's taxonomy places the organism in Eukaryota, Metazoa, Chordata, Actinopteri, Perciformes, Nototheniidae. The record is from RefSeq and is a predicted model, not a curated record.
AUGGCGGACUGCGCUCCACUAUUAGAUGAGGAACUCUCGUCCUUUGUCUUCAGUUACCUGACAGAAACCUCCGGCAGCCAGUAUGGGGAGGAGGAGGUGUGUUCGGACCGUUUGGACAAUGACUUCCCGGACAUCGACCUCUCGCAGCUGGACACGAGCGACUUCGACAGCGUCAACUGUCUCAGCGAACUGCAGUGGUGCAACGACCAACCAUCGGACAGAUCACCGGCCUCCAUCAACUACAGCACCACGGACGAGCUGUUUGAGGUCUCUCUCUCUCUCUGUUUCCUGCAGGAGGAAAACGCCGCUCUGCUCGCCGCUCUGACGGACAGCUUGGAUGGGAUGGUGGAUGCAGAAGUGGGCGGGCUCUCCGUCUUCCCCGUCCUGGGGGAGGAGCCUAACCAGGAAGAGGAAGACGAGGACAAUCUCUCUCUGAGCGCCGAAGACUUCAGCCAAUCACUGGGGUCCGAGACAGAGGACCCAUCUCUGCUGAAAAAGCUGCUGCUGACGCCUCCCAACGUUCCCGCAGGAAUCGAUUCACAGAAAGUCAACGGCAGUCGAUACAGCAGCCGCAGCCUGAGGACGGUCAAACCUCUGGCCAAGUGUGACCUCCGUCCGGACAGGAAGCCGCGCGCCGUCCGUCCGUCCGGUCGUCUCUGCACCGAGCUGCACAAACACCUGACCACCGCUCGAGACACUGAGGAGGACAAGGAGGAAGAGGAGGAGGAAGAGGACGAAGAGGACAGUGAGUCAGAUGAGGAGGGUGAAGAUGAAGAGGAGGAGUCUUCCAGCAGCGAAGUGGAGGGAGGAGUCGUCGCUGUUCUUCCUCCAAAGUCUCAGUUCAGCUCAGAGAAGGAGCUGCGCUCGGUGGUGGAUCUGAUCACCUACAUGCACACCUACUGCCUGCCCAUCCGCAAGCAGCAGGGCUGGGAUCAAAGGAAGGAGGCGCCGAGGCCGAGGGCCCGAAACGAGGCCCCUCGCCCCACCACUAACGCCCACAGCAGGGUGGUACUGGUGUCCGCGCCGGGCACUGGGAGCAACAGCGCCCCCCGCAGGAUGCCCUUUGCAAGGCGGCGGGAGAUGAAGGCCAACUCUCUCCUCCGAGACCUCCUGCAGCAAAGCAGCUCGUACGACGUGAGCAAGCCUUACGGACUGCAUACCCCCCCCUACGUUCACUCCCCCAGCAGAGUCUCACACCCAAAUAAAUCUUCCUCCCCCCCCUCCACCUCCUCCGCUAUAAACAAGCUGGAGCUCCGUAAAGACUCCCAGAGGCGGCCUCCGAGCCCGGACGUGGAUUUUGUGGAUUUUGCAGAUUUUGCGGAGGACGGCGGCUCUUUUUCGGUUCGUCGCUCCCGUCGACUCGCCUCUUUCCCGAGUCGCUUCGGCAAGAGGCUUCGGCCAGGAAAGGAGAGGGAAGGAGUCAUGGGGGGGAAGGAAAGGGAAGAAUGGGAGGAGGCGAGAGCGGGAGUCAAAACACAAACAGGAGGAGCGACGACGACGACGACGACCGAAAAGCUGAUGGCCGGAGAACUAGAGAACAAACACUGCUGCCACAACGAGAAACGAGCCUGCCUCUGUCUGCCUCUCAACUCCAAGAACACAGGAGAGUCCCAGUACAGCAGCAAGCCUUUCGAGCAGACGCUGGGAGUGGAUCUGUGCGGGACGGCAGGUCUCACCCCUCCCACCACCCCGCCUCACAAACCAGUGGAGGAUGAGCUCUUCAAACCUUCAGAGGCAGGAAAACCCAGUGAUGUUGUCGGCGUUUCCACGAAGGCUUCCUCGUCCUGGCUUUCUCGCGCUCACCCUCCACGGAAGCUUCCGGAACAAACGGAGCUUUACGCCCAGUUGCGGCGCAUGGGUCAGGCGGGCGCCAACGAAUCCUACCGGACCUUCGGAGAUCACGACUACUGCGCGCUGAGCCUCGGGGAGAGCAGGAAACGCAGCGCCGACAUGUUGGGCGCCAUUUUACAGGCGCAAAGUGGGGGAAUGGAUGGUAGCAAAGCACCGAAAAAUGUAGACGAUCAGGGGUCGAGGGAGAGAGAGAGGGAGAGAGAGGAAGUGAUGGUGGUGUCACAGAUAGCAGAAUUGCUGGAGCAGCAGAUCACGACCACCACGACCAAAACGACGAGGAAGUUGGUGAUUUCUUCGUUGCCGCCGCCCUCUCACUGCCAGUCGGCGACCGCUACGCCGCCGGUGUCCGAGGAGGAGGCGGAGAGAUCGUCUGCGUCUCGCUCGCCAUCACCCACAAUGCACCUGUGUCCCGACUCCCCCGCCAGCAAGACAGACUCCAGUGAGAACUCGGAGAUCUGUCCCGACGACAAGCAGAGGAACAAAGCCAAGUCUGACGAGGACAACUGCCAGGUGUUCUACAUCCACAACCUGCCAACCAGCGUGACCCAGAACGUGCUGCGGAAACGCUUCCAGGUUUUCGGAAAACCAGAGGACUGCAAAGUCAUCAUCUGCAACGAGGAGCGCUGUGGGGUGAUAAAGAUCCGUCAGGCGGGGGUUCAGAAGCACUGGAGGGAACGAGAGCCAGUGUUCCAGAACGCUCCUGCAGGUCUGAAGCGGCUGACGAGGAAACGCUACAUAGAUCUUGACGAGGCAGGCCCGGGCCCCGUGAAGAGCAAGUACGAUGCACUGGACUUUGACACUCUGCUGAAGGAGGCCCAGAAGUCUUUGCACCGCUGACAGCGCCCCCUCCUGGCAGCCUUAGUGAACUACACCCUCUACUACAGGGCCCUCAGAAAGGCCCAUUAGUACCCCCAUGCAAGGCAACCUCGCAAAAUGUUUACAUUUUUACCAUUGGAAUAAAGUAGUGAUAAGGA